Molecule: messenger RNA, 1454 nt
Organism: Schistosoma rodhaini
Lineage: Eukaryota; Metazoa; Platyhelminthes; Trematoda; Strigeidida; Schistosomatidae
Source: the annotation of a GenBank genome assembly
UUUUUAUACGUUUCGAACCUAAAUACAAUACUGCACGGUUAUUAAUCCCUGACGACAAUAGCGUGGUACUUUACCUGGUUUAUCAUCCAUUUGUGUCUUCGAUGAUUAUUAUCUUGUUUAAGUACACUUAGUAAUCUCCGCUUAUUACAAAAUAUAUCCUGAGUGAUGGCUCGUAGGUAUGACACAAGGACAACAAUUUUCUCUCCUGAAGGUCGUUUGUACCAAGUGGAGUAUGCAAUGGAAGCUGUUGGACAUGCUGGCACUUGCUUAGGGGUCGUAGCAAAAGAUGGGAUUGUCCUGGCCGCUGAAAAGCGCUUCAUAAAUAACCUUCUGGACGAAACGGUCUUUUCUGAGAAAAUUUAUAAAAUCAAUGACGACAUAGCCUGCGCCGUUGCUGGUAUAACGGCUGAUGCUACAGUUCUCAUAAAUGAAAUGCGACUUAUUGCUCAAAGAUAUCUCUUGUCUUAUCAAGAGCCUAUGCCGGUAGAACAACUUGUGUGCCACAUAUGCGAUCUUCAACACGGUUAUACUAUGUAUGGUGGUAGAAGACCCUUUGGUGUUUCCAUGUUGUUCAUCGGAUGGGAUAAGCGUUAUGGUUACCAACUAUACCAGACGGAUCCAUCGGGGAAUUUUCUGGGAUGGAAUGCUACGUGUAUUGGGUCGAACUCAACUGCAGCCGGUUCCAUUUUGGAACAGGAUUACAAUGCAGAUGCAACAGUCGAAGAAGCCACAAAAUUAUGUGUAAAAGUCCUGUAUAAAACAAUGACAAUGUCUAAACUGACUUCGGAAAAGGUUGAAGUCGGAGUACUACAAAGACGUAACGAAAAGACCUACGUUCGUCUUAUCAAUCAAAGUCAGGUCGAUACUUUAAUAAAAACAGUCGAAGGAGAAGAAACUCAGAAGAAGUAAUACUUGUGUACAGUCAUUUCCACGCCUAAUAAAACUUUUUUGAGAGCAAUAUUUUAUUCUUUAUUAUUUGUUUAGUGAGAACAAAUUUGUUGGAUCAUUUUACCACAUCCAAAACGUAAACAUCAUAAAGAUAGAUGCAUGUUGAUACUCGAUUUUUAUCAGUUUGGAAAUCAUUUCCUUUCACUAUUAUUUAUCGGAACAGCCUCGAAGAAGAGCUAUCCAUAAUGUUGGAGUGGCUUACAAACGUGGACAGAACCUCAAGUGGUUGAAAUAUUGUAUUUACUCCCCUGAUAAGUAACAUGAGUUAGGAUUGACAAAUACAAUGUUUCAUAUGGUAAGUCGACAUAAUCAACUGUGUCCAAAUCGGAUAGCUGCUCUAGCAGAGUUUUCAUUUUUAGGUACUUUACUUUUGGACAUUAACCAUUAAAAGUUAUGCUUUUAACAUUCAAGUUGGAUAAUUCUGGAUAAACUGGUGGUUUUACUUACAGCCUACACCAACUAACGUAUCAAGAACAGCUUCAUAAAUCAUAUUAAAUUGUAAUAAA